AUAGAUUGAAAUCAAUAUUUUUGAGUAUUUCAGGAUUUUGGAUCUGUCCCCCACUCUUCAGUGCUCCCUGGGGGCUGGAACUCUGUAGACAAACAUUAACUUUGGGGUAGACACUCUAUAUUUAUCUUCUACUCCUUCCAUUUUUACUGCAUCUACCAUUUGAUCAACAUGAAAUCAUCUCUGACUCUGCUGUGUCUGGUGGUAUGGGUGAAUGUGGAUGCUUCAUCAGCUCAGACUGAAGUGAAAUGUAAUUUAUCAUUGCCACCAACAAGAGGAACCAGUUACACACCUGCUGACAGAAAUCUGUUCUUUCCUGAUGAAAGUCUAACGGUGACCUGUGACUCAGGAUUCUGGAACUCUUUCUCACGUCAGACUUAAGAUACAAUAACCUGCAAAGAGGACGGAAAGUGGUCAUCUUCUACAGAUUGUGAACGGAUAACAUGUGGUGACCCACGUGACCCUCUUGUGAGUUCUCCCUACUACUGGCAGCGGGGUCAAUUCAGAGGAACUCAGCGUUACAACUGUAGAACCGGAUAUAAAACCACAAAUGCCCGGGGUGUUGCCACAUGCACAAGUGAUGGCUCCUGAACUCCAGAACCACUCUGUGAAGAGAUUACAUGUGACAAGCCAGAUAUCCUUAAUGCUGUGAUUAAAGACCCGACAACAAGAUACAAAAUCAAUGAUCUGCUCACUUAUGAGUGUAAGAUGAAUUAUGAACUAUUAGACAGUACUACCAGACCUACUGCUACCUGUACUACAAAUGGCUGGACCAAGACACUUGGCUGUAAAGGGAUAACAUGUGGUGAUCCACGUGACCCUCUUGUGAGUUCUCCCUACCGCUGGCAGCGGGGUCAAUUGGGAGGAACUCAGCGUUACAACUGUAGAACCGGAUUUAAAAACAUUGAUGUGUCACAUUGUGUUCUAUAAUGUUUCAUGUCAAUGUUUCCCCCAGAAAUAGAGGGAGCAUGUAUCAACCCAACUGCUGUGAUGAAUGGAUUCAUAGUUCAGUCAAAUGAGAGGAAUGUUGAUCCCAGGAAUAGCAAGAUAUACUAUUCCUGCAAUGAAGGGUUCAAACCCUCUACCGGGGGCUGGUGGGGUGAAGCCACAUGUACUGAGGGAACAUGGUCUGGAAUAUUAGAGUGUAUUGGUAAGAAAACAGAUCCUCUAGAAAUGACCUCUUUACAAGGUAGAUCAAGAACAGUAGAAUGCAUUUCCCUCUGACUUGGCUAUAUUGGUCUGAAACUCAUUCUCAAUGCUCUUUCUGUCUGGAUCAAUCACAAUGUGUCAGAAUCCCUGUCAUUCCCAACACAAGAAAGGUACCUCACAGUGAAGUCUAUAACAAUGAACAAACUGUUACAAUUGAUUGCAAAGUUGGAUACACAUCUGAAACUAAGACUAUAAAAUGUAAGGAUGGAGAAUGGCAAACACCGUUACCAGCUUGUAGACUGCAAGGCGUUCCAUGUGAUCCUCCACCUAAAGUUGAAAAUUCAAUUGUUAAAAUCCUGUAUCAAAAUAAAUAUAUAGAGGGAUUUGAAGUGAAUUAUGAAUGUCGCAAGUCCUUUGAAAUAGAGGGACAUAAAAAACUUACUUGUGAAAAUGGGAGUUGGACAAUUCCACCACCAACAUGCAAACAGUACUGUGGUAAGCCUGAGGGCGCAGGGAGGAGAAUGGAGAUUCCUGACCAAGUGCUGGAGAGAUACGAAAAUGGGAACCAAAUAGACUAUACAUGCAUUAGCCCAUACAAAGGCCCCGGAGGAAAAGCAACUUGCAAGAAUGGAGAAUGGCACAUGCCAGUUGAGUGUAACGCAAGCUGUCCUGAUCCUCCUCCCAUUACUAAUGGAGAUUUCACCAAGGAAAAGAGAGAUGUUGAAGGUGUAAUUACAGAGGUGUCCUACCAAUGCAGCAGACAGUAUACACUGAGUCUCACAGGCAGCAUUAGAUGUCUGAAUGGAAAAUGGCCGAGUCCUCCAAAGUGUUUACGGCCUUGUGAGAUUUCCACUUUUGAUGCAGAGUACAAUCUACAGAAUUUACCCAAGAAAGAUUAUACUGCGAACGGUGAAAAAAAGACUCUUCAUUGUGAAGAGGGAUAUUACCAUAAAUUGAAACGUUAUUCACCAUGGAAUAUAGAAGAAAUUGAGGUGAAGUGUUAUGAUGGAGAGUUACAGUAUGGAGAACACAAACCUAUAUGUAGCCAUCGUUAUUCAUAGGUAGAUGAUGAACAUAAGGGAGUCAUGAUGUUCUCUCCAUCAAUUUCAAGAAUCCGUACAAAGCCGCCUUUUUAUGCAAGGAGAAGAACCAUUUGCUUUUGUGGUGUCUGUCGCUUGUUUAAUUUAGAUUUAGAAGAAAUGUGAGCCAUCCAGUAAUGGAAUACAUGUGUCUUUUCAACGUUUUACAUUGUAUCAUCAUUGAAACAAAAUAACAGUAUCUUUCUCAGCUUCACUAUAAUAACAGUACAGCUAUCUAAAGCUAGACUAAAAUGGUACAUUUGUUAUAUUAGUACAAAGUGAUGUGAUUGUGUGAAUAUCCUUCUAUCAAGUUUAUAAAUUGCCUGGCUGGGCUGAUGAGACAGUGGAUUGCGCAGUCAGUUGAAACAGAGUAAAUAGGCAUUUUAACAUCAUAGAUUCAGCCAGUGGUAGCUUGUGGAAUAGGCACCGGCUGGAAUGCGGUCUUAACCAAUCAGCAUUCAGGAUUAGACCGACACGCUCUAUAAUGUGUGAAUAUUCUCCUGUAUCUCCCAGCUGUGUGAUUCAUUACCUGAAGGUGUAAUAUAAGUGAACAACUGUUAUGAUUGUGAUUGACCUUAUCAAGACAAUAAAGUUGUGGAAAAGAGAUGACA
Molecule: messenger RNA, 2836 nt
Organism: Oncorhynchus gorbuscha (pink salmon)
Lineage: Eukaryota; Metazoa; Chordata; Actinopteri; Salmoniformes; Salmonidae
Product: complement factor H-like
Exons: 11
Coding region: 1206-2207 (333 amino acids)
Source: RefSeq, a predicted model, not a curated record